UUUCCGGUCAUUUUGCCAUGAACUCCCAACAAUAAAUAAAUAAUUCAUUCAUCGUGAAAUGAAUAUACGAGCGAUGACUGACAGUGCGAUAAUAAUCAUCGGGCGUCCCGCAAAGUCCCGAUUGUCUCACUGAAACUUAAGACUGCUGUCACUCUUUUACCCGGUUGAUCCCGAGAUUUAGUCCGCAGUGCUCAUUGUUGUGAUAGCCGUAAAAUUCCUGUGAUUGAUAUUAUUAAUUUUGAUUGUUUCUAAGAUGAAGUGCGAUUUUUGAGAAAUAAGAAAUUUAGAAAUUAGAAAAAAUGGCUGGGGGUUCGUUGGAGUCCGGAAGUACCUAUCAUCCACUGGGGAACAGCAGAGAAAGAUGCUACUGGAUUGCACAUAUAAAGCUGUCGAGAAUAAUCAUCUUGAUCGCUUUUAUUCUGUUUAUUGUUCCUCUCUUCACGCAUUAUUAUUUGUCACAGGUGGAGGCAGAAUCCCCAAUGAUGGAUAUUCACCGAACGCGUUCAAAGUUGGAAGCAUUUGAGGACUUCACUUCAAUGAAAGCUUCAGAUUUGAAAUCACGAAUUGAGGAGAUGCUCCGAAUAAAGGUAUCAGUGAGUAACGAGCUUCGAGACCUCGAGGCAAAACGCCAAAGGCUCCAGAUGGAAGUAAACGGUUUUACCCAGAAGAUAGACGACUUGAAACAGGAGCUCCUCCACCAGCAAACGGAUCUGGACCGCUUGAAGAUGAGUGUCGUCCAGGCACAAGCAGCUCAGCGUGAAGCAGUGGAGAGAAACACCCCUGAACUCGCCCCUCCAAAGCGAAUCCUGAUGACCUCACCCCCUGCAAUUGUCCCCAGCACUGAUCCAUAUUCCUGCAAGAUGUACAACUGCUUCGAUCACAGCCGCUGUGCUCUGACCAGUGGCUUUCCCGUCUACCUCUACGACCCAGAUCUCUUUUCAAUAAUAAAUCCAGGCUGGGACGUCGACGGUUUCCUCCGCACCACAAUCAAGCAAACACUGGGAUACAAUCCCCAUUUAACAUCCAAUCCAGCUGAAGCCUGUAUCUACAUCAUUCUAAUCGACGAGCUUCUCCCUGUCGACUCAACUCGGGCCCAGGGCUUUAAACACCCUCUGGACAUUGUCAAACUUCAUUCCCUUCCCUACUGGGGUGGGGACGGACGAAACCACAUCCUCCUGAAUUUAGCACGAAGAAAUUUGACCUUAGCGUCUGGAAAUACCUUCGCCAAUGUUGACACAGGCCGAGCAAUUCUUGUCCAGUCAACAUACCGUAGAAAUCAAUAUCGCGAGGGAUUUGAUCUCGUCGUACCACCGAUAUUGGGACCCCCCGGUGGAGAUAUAUGGCAGGAGUGUGCACAGAUGGUGCCAGCGAGGAGAAAGUACCUACUGUCCUUUCAGGGAGAAAUGAAGAGCUCCAGGUCGAAUCCAACAACGAGUCAGAUUGAUGAUGCUGAGAUUGACCUAGCGAGACUCGCUGAGGACGAGAAUAAUCUCGAUAGCUUUAUUAUUCAACAUCUCAAGGAAAUGACAAGCGGAACGACCAUGGACAAGUUUUACCUGCAAUUCGAAUGUAUUCCAGCAUCUGAGGAGCAAAAUAAUGAGGCUGUAGACUGGUAUUUAUGUGGCACUGAGUCUUCCAGAAAAGAAAUCCUCAAGGAAUCGACUUUCUCCUUGAUCUUGGCACCGACGAAUGCCAGUUACGUCUCCACAGCCUCCAUUCAAGCCAGACUAUAUGAAGCUCUAAGGUCUGGAGCUAUUCCUGUCAUCCUGGGUGGCGAUCAAAUUGUCCUGAGUUACAGUGAGGUCAUCGCUUGGAGGAGAGCUGCCAUACUUCUGCCAAAGGCCAGAGUCACAGAGAUGCAUUUUCUACUUCGUGCCAUCCCUGAUAAUGAUCUUUUGGCUAUGAGAAGACAGGGGAGACUCAUUUGGGAGAGGUACAUGGGCACAGCCCAGGGGGCCAUGGACACUAUAAUUGCCACGGUGAGGGACAGACUGGGAAUUCCUCCUCUUCCUGCUACUCAAUCUCCCAGUCCUAGUGUCUUCAAUGAGUCUUUUAUUCCUUUGAAAUCGGAUACUAUUAUUUCUGAACCCGAGGCAGAGGAGAGCCUGGGACCGCUGGAGCCUCCAUACCCCUCACCAGCAUUCAAACGAAAUUACACGACCAUGUUCAUUCAUGGACACGAGAUUUGGAAUGACUGGGUCAAUCCAUUUAAUCUCUAUCCGCAGUUACCGUUCGAUACGGUUCUACCUAGCGAUGCGAAGUUCAUUGGGUCUGAGGUGGGCUUUAGACCCAUUGGUAAAGGAGCUGGAGGCGCUGGGAAGGAGUUCAGUGAAGCUCUUGGGGGAAAUCACCCCAGGGAACAGUUUACCAUCAUCAUGCUGACUUACGAGAGGGAGCAGGUGUUGAUUAAUUCAUUGGCACGACUCUAUGGGCUACCUUAUUUGAAUAAAGUCUUGGUGCUCUGGAAUAGCCCCAAGCCGCCGAUGGAGGACCUCAGGUGGCCCGAGAUCGGUGUCCCCAUUGUUGUGAUCAAGGCAGCUAGGAACAGUCUUAAUAAUAGAUUCUUGCCUUUUGAUUCUAUUGAGACGGAGGCUGUACUAUCGGUCGAUGACGAUGCCCAUUUGAGGCACGAUGAGAUUAUGUUUGGCUUUAGAGUGUGGAGGGAGCACAGGGAUCAGGUCGUGGGUUUCCCUGGGAGAUUUCAUGCUUGGGAUCAGAAUUAUCACAAUGCCUGGAACUAUAAUUCGAAUUACUCUUGUGAGCUGUCGAUGGUUCUUACUGGUGCUGCAUUCAUUCAUAAACAUUAUACGUAUCUUUACACUCAUUGGCUGCCACAGGCCAUCAGGGAUAAGGUCGAUGAGUAUAUGAAUUGUGAGGAUAUUGCCAUGAACUUUCUCAUUUCACAUUUGACGAGGAAACCACCGGUGAAGGUGACCUCCAGAUGGACCUUCAGAUGCCCUGGAUGUCCAGUAUCACUUUCUGAAGACGACACUCACUUCCAGGAACGCCAUAAAUGCAUCAAUUUUUUCACUCAAGUUUUUGGGUACAUGCCACUGUUGAACACUCAGUACCGUGCGGAUUCUAUCCUCUUCAAAACUCGAAUACCCCAUGACAAGCAGAAGUGCUUCAAAUUCAUAUAAAAAGUUAACACAAUAAUCAUGAAACAGAUACAAAAAAUUCUUUUAAAAAAAUGCGAAGUAUUCUGCAGAAAUACUCACUGAAUAA
Messenger RNA from Fopius arisanus, 3225 nucleotides. RefSeq names its product exostosin like glycosyltransferase 3 (gene botv). NCBI's taxonomy places the organism in Eukaryota, Metazoa, Arthropoda, Insecta, Hymenoptera, Braconidae. The record is from RefSeq and is a predicted model, not a curated record. Gene Ontology annotation, cellular component: membrane. Bases 300 to 3140 code for a protein of 946 amino acids. Gene Ontology annotation, molecular function: glycosyltransferase activity. The transcript is spliced from 4 exons.